Molecule: messenger RNA, 1422 nt
Organism: Dichotomopilus funicola
Lineage: Eukaryota; Fungi; Ascomycota; Sordariomycetes; Sordariales; Chaetomiaceae
Exons: 3
Coding region: 1-1422 (473 amino acids)
Biological process (GO): mitochondrion organization; phospholipid transport
Cellular component (GO): ERMES complex
Molecular function (GO): lipid binding
Source: RefSeq, a predicted model, not a curated record
AUGUCGAUCGACCUUAACUGGGAAACCGUCACGGGCGGCCCGGAUGGCCAAGAGCUGGCCGACGGCAUCCGUGACUUCAUCCACACCAAAUUCCAGUCAGUGCCGUUACCGCGCUUCAUCAAGUCCGUCACCGUUCUCGAUUUCCAGUUCGGCGCUAUCCCACCCGACGUCGAACUCAAGGAUAUCACCGAUCCAUUACCGGAUUUCUACGAGGAUAAUGUCGAGUCCGACCUCGCUUCCGACGACUCGGACGAUGAGGAGGAUGCUGCCAGCAGCGCUCCACCGACCCCGGGUGAGCGUCGUCGCCGAGCUGAAGCCGAAAUAUUCGGGAAUAGCGCUCGGAGCCCAAGCCAUCUCCCACCGCAUUUGAUGUUUGGGGGUCCCAGCGGCCCUGGCGCGGGAAACUUGCGCAACGGGGUGACUACCCCUGGGAUUCCGGGAGGGACGUCCAACCUGCAUUAUUUCCACUCCCACUUGGCAAGCGGCCUUUCUGGGACGCAGACCCCCCUCGCGGCCGUAGCCAGCGCUCAUCACCUCAACACCGCCAAUUGGCUUGAAGGCCACGGCCACGGCCACAGUGUCUCUGUACCAAACCUCCGUGGCUACCCCAAUAUGGGAGGCGUCAACCACGAAAUAAGCCCGCAACCGGUGCCAGUUCACAACAGAAACCCGUCUCAAAGCUCUGUCUCCAUCGCCGAGUUUAGCGUAGCCGGUGGCAAUCUCGGCCCACCAUCACCCGCCAACCUCACCGUCCCUUCGCUCCGAGAGAAGCACAGCGUCUCAACACUCGCACCCACCUCCGCUGGUACAUCUCGUCCCCCCGCCCGUGACCGGGUGGCUCUUAUGGGCUCCGCCGUUGGUGACGACGAUGACGAUGACAACCACCCAUCACAACCCCAACAGCAACAAGCUAAGGAAGACGACAACAACCCACGCCUCCGCGAACGCCGUAUCGACGACAUGCAAGCCGUCUUCCGCAUCCGCUACGCCGGCGACGUCAAGCUACUCCUCACGGCCGACAUCCUGCUGGAUUACCCCAUGCCCAGUUUCGUUGGCAUCCCCGUGCGACUGAGCAUCACGGGUCUCACAUUUGACGGCGUCGGCGUUCUGGCACGGAUUAGGAAGAGGUUGCAUUUUUGUUUUUUGAGCCCCGAGGAUGCGGUUGCUGCGGUCGGGAAUGACGACGGAGAGGAGGACGAAGCCGGGCCGGGCGGCGGCAGCAGGGCUGGUGGGGGGCCGGGAAAUACCAAACUUGGCGGGUUGUUGCAGGAGAUUAGGGUGGAGAGUGAGAUUGGGCAGAGGGAGAGUGGGAAGCAGAGCCUGAAGAAUGUCGGGAAGGUGGAGAGGUUUGUGUUGGAGCAGGUGAGGAGGAUAUUCGAGGAGGAGUUUGUAUACCCCAGUUUCUGGACGUUUCUGGUUUAA